Molecule: messenger RNA, 1212 nt
Organism: Pimephales promelas (fathead minnow)
Lineage: Eukaryota; Metazoa; Chordata; Actinopteri; Cypriniformes; Leuciscidae
Source: RefSeq, a predicted model, not a curated record
GUUGUAAGGACCCAUAGUUGCUAUAAAGCCGUUGAGGCAAAUGGAUGCUCUCUUACCAAAGCGAACAGGACAACAGAAUGCUCAGCCAACUCUUUGAGUAGCCUACGAAAGAAUUCUGCACUUUCCACUGACGGUCCACAGAACACUGGCAUGAGUGGCGGAAAGGGAAGUUUGUUUUAUCAUCAUACUGACUGCAAUGAUGCACAAAGGGCAUCCCAGGCCAGAAAAGACAAAAUACAGGAAGAAACUCACUAUCCAGAUGGAAGAGUAGAACGUCUUUUUUUGAACGGAUGCCGUGUGAUCACAUUCCGCAACGGAACUAAGAAAGAGAUUGGUGUUGACAAGUCGGUCACUGUCACCUUCUUCAAUGGAGAUGUUAAACGCACGCAGGCUGACGGGACUGUGAUAUACUACUAUUGUGAUGCUCAAACAACACACUCAACCUAUCCAUCUGGUUUGGAGGUUGUACAGUUUCCAAACAACCAAAGAGAAAAACACCAUCCUGACGGCACAAGGGAAAUAUCCUUCCCGGAUGGCACCGUCAAGAUUCUCCACUCCGACGGUCGAGAGGAAAGCAUUUUUCCAGAUGGAACUAUUGUCAAGAUAUCACAACAUGGUGAAAAGAUGGUGGAGUUUACUAAUGGGCAGAGAGAGAUCCAUACCUCACUGUAUAAGAGGAGGAUGUACCCGGAUGGAACCGUUAAAACUCUCUAUAGGGAUGGGAGACAAGAGACAAAAUUCUCAUCUGGGAGGGUUCACAUUAAGAACAAUGAAUGUGUCCUUAUAAUGGACAAAAAGUGAACUUCUAAAAAACUAUUUUUCUUUUAUUUCUAUGUAAAUCAUCUAAACUCUCUGAUCUAAACAUAUCAAUAAACUGUAAAUGACAAUCAGGAGAACUAAGCCUGCCUAUUAUUUUUUUACAUGUGCUGUCAGCAGGUGUCUUGUGUUGCUAAGAGUUUCUCUCAGCAUGAACACAUCUGAUACUGUAUUCAGGUGAAGAGUGAAGACCCUCUGACCGAGUCGUGACAUUAUACUACAUUGCAACUAUCUGGUUUCAGAAGAGGAACAUUCCUAAAAUAGUAAGGAAGAGCUGGGAUAAAUAUCUUAUAUAAGCAUUACAUCUAAGGAUGUGUUUCGAGUUUGUUUUUUUCUGUAUUGUCUAAUAGUAGCAUGUACACUACUUUUUUUUAAAGUCUGGGUCAGAAAAAUUAU